CCCUUCGGCACGGUGAGUAGUCGCGGCCUCUGGGUAUGGCUGUGCCUUUGCCAUUUCUUCUAGUUUAAUACCUGUGUUCGACUUCUUUUCCGACUUUGUUUCAUUGUAGCCACUGAAGAUCCUGGUGUCGCCAUGGGCCGCCGCCCCGCCCGGUGUUACCGGUAUUGUAAGAACAAGCCGUACCCAAAGUCCCGCUUCUGCCGAGGUGUCCCUGAUGCUAAGAUCCGCAUCUUCGACUUGGGGCGUAAGAAGGCCAAAGUGGAUGAGUUCCCACUCUGUGGCCACAUGGUGUCAGAUGAGUAUGAGCAGCUCUCCUCUGAAGCCCUGGAGGCUGCCCGUAUUUGUGCCAACAAGUACAUGGUGAAAAGCUGUGGCAAAGAUGGUUUUCACAUCCGAGUGCGGCUCCACCCCUUCCAUGUCAUCCGCAUCAACAAGAUGUUGUCUUGCGCUGGAGCUGAUAGACUCCAGACAGGUAUGCGUGGUGCCUUUGGAAAGCCCCAGGGCACAGUGGCCAGGGUCCACAUUGGCCAGGUCAUAAUGUCCAUCCGCACCAAGCUGCAGAACAAGGAGCAUGUGAUUGAAGCCCUCCGCCGGGCCAAGUUCAAGUUCCCUGGCCGUCAAAAGAUCCACAUCUCCAAGAAGUGGGGAUUUACCAAGUUCAAUGCGGAUGAAUUUGAGAACAUGGUGGCAGAAAAGCGACUCAUCCCGGACGGCUGUGGGGUCAAAUACAUCCCUAAUCGUGGUCCCCUGGACAAAUGGCGGGCCCUGCACUCAUGAGCAUCAGCUCUGUUCCCUCCUUAAUCACGCUCACCAAUAAAUGCUAUUUCCUGUCCAUCU
This is a messenger RNA of Dama dama (fallow deer), 837 nucleotides long. It is a transcript of the gene RPL10, whose product is annotated as ribosomal protein L10. The transcript has 6 exons. Gene Ontology annotation, molecular function: structural constituent of ribosome. Bases 133 to 777 code for a protein of 214 amino acids. The record is from RefSeq and is a predicted model, not a curated record. Gene Ontology annotation, biological process: translation; ribosomal large subunit assembly. Lineage: Eukaryota; Metazoa; Chordata; Mammalia; Artiodactyla; Cervidae. Gene Ontology annotation, cellular component: ribosome; cytosolic large ribosomal subunit.